This is a messenger RNA of Sycon ciliatum, 1747 nucleotides long. RefSeq names its product coiled-coil domain-containing protein 25-like. The transcript has a single exon. Lineage: Eukaryota; Metazoa; Porifera; Calcarea; Leucosolenida; Sycettidae. The coding region runs from base 211 to 855 and encodes 214 amino acids. The record is from RefSeq and is a predicted model, not a curated record.
AACGUUACUUUUAGGUUGAGAAAAGUCUUCUUCAAAGUUGACUGGGUUAGUACUGAUGUUCCUUUGCUUGCUGUAGAGCUUUGUGCGUUGUGAGUAGUGUCUAGCAUAGAUUUCAGGUGUUGGGUGGGAACCUCUGCCCUGCCCUGCGAAUUGUUGAUCUAGCUGACAAGUGUUCUGCAACGUUAGCCAAUACAGUCCUUGAACAGCAGAAUGGUUUUCUUUUUCGUCUGCAAUGUGGUGGAUCCACCUAUGGUGGUGUACAUGGGUGCUGACAAGCACGAAAAUGAGGAGCUUCUCAAGUACGGCCUCUCUGAAGACAUCUGGUUCCACGUGGACAAACUAUCGUCCGCUCACGUUUACCUGCGUCCACCUCGAGACAUGGCUGUUGAGGAUAUCCCAGAGGCGGCGAUCACUGACUGUGUUCAGCUCGUCAAAGCCAACAGCAUCCAGGGAAACAAGCUGAAUGGUAUCGAUGUCGUCUACACACCGUACCCGAACCUGAAGAAGACUGGAGAUAUGGUUGUAGGGCAGGUUGGCUUUCACAGCGACAAGGCAGUGAAAAAAGUGCGUGUGGAGAAGCGGGUCAAUGAGAUUGUGAAUAGGCUCAACAAGACGAAAGUAGAAAAGCACCCGGACUUGCGUGAGGAGCGAGACGAGCGUGAGCAAGAGGACGCUCGCGACCGGCGCCGUGCCGCAAAGAAACGCGAGGAGGAGGAGAAAGUCCUGGAAAAGGAGAGAAAGGAGCAGGCAGCACUUCGCUCGUACGAUACACUGAUGGACUCCAGCAAGAUGGAGAUGAACGAUUACGGUUCGGAUCCGGUAGAUGCCCGCGCUGUUGAGGAUGACUUCAUGUAACACGCCACAACCGCCACCUCUGUGAUACUAAUCUCACUUGAUUCCCGCUUCAGCACAGAGCUGGACUAAGAUGUGCAUCUAGCCAUGCGACAUAGCAGCACAGAGUACACCAGUCGGUGACAAUCUCUAGAUACUAUCCAACAGCCGGCUCGAUUCGGUGUGCAGAUGCUUCUUGGCCCCGCUGUGUAUAGCUUGCCUUGUCCGGCCGGAGUCUACUGCAUGGUUUGAGCUGCACGGCGGCGUGUAGCCCCCUUCGGUAUCGGCUUGCCGCUGUGACACUAGCAUGUGUGUGUGUGUGUGUGUGUGUGUGCGCGCGCUGUUGAUCCAUGCUGUAUGCUACCUACGCGUGCUCUGACUUGGCGCCAUACCAUUCUUCUCCCGGCUCGCCGCCUUCUGAUGCAUCGUGGCGCAGGUACAUCUGCACCGUGGCGCAGGUACAUCUGCACCGUGGCGCAGGUACAUCUGCACCGUGGCGCAGGUACCUCUGCGCCGGUGGAAAAUGCUGCCGUGCGGCAACGUGCGCCUGUGGCACCUCCAUCCGUACACAGCGUAGCGGCAGCAUUUCUCAUGGGAACCGCCGCACACUCGCUGAUACUUGUGCUGUGGCUUGAAGCUGUGACGAAUAUUUAAUGUUUGAUUUCAAUAAUUUUUUUAGUUUCAUGAUACUGAUACUUGUGUGGAAGGUCUUGUCAGAACCUUUUGCUUGUGUCUCGAGAAGGCCCCGGUUUUGUCCAUGCCCUUAGCUAACCUGGGUGGUCUUGCUGUCUGCUGCAUGCUAUUUUGAUUGUAGAGUUGCUACUCUCCCGCUUACGCAAGAUGGCAGCCUGAGCUUGCUGAAGCAGGUUAGAGUUGUCUGAUCUCCACACGUGACGCUGCUGUGGCAUUUACUCAA